Mya arenaria is the source of this 1403-nucleotide messenger RNA. RefSeq names its product interferon-induced protein 44-like. NCBI's taxonomy places the organism in Eukaryota, Metazoa, Mollusca, Bivalvia, Myida, Myidae. Bases 102 to 653 code for a protein of 183 amino acids. The transcript has 3 exons. The record is from RefSeq and is a predicted model, not a curated record.
UAUAUCAUUUCCAGUACAAGUCUUACCCAGUUCGUCAGGGAGACGGAUCUUGUCUCAAAAUCCGGUUAUGCGAUACACCAGGUAUCGGCGAACAUUCGGCAAUGGACAUUGUAAACCUGCACUUCCUUCUAGACGGACACUUACCGAAUUUAUUUCAGUUCAUUCCUUCUCGCCAUGUGAGCAUCAAGACAGCUGGACUUAUUCAACAACCAACUCUUUCCGACGAAGUCCACAGCGUUGCUUUUGUAUUAGAUGCCUCAACCCUCAGCGAUAUGUCGCCAGCAGUCACAACUUGGCUGAAUGACUGCAAGAAAAUGGUACAAGAAAAAGGCAUACCACUGGUGGUAAUUCUUACACAAAUUGACAAACUUCACGAAGAAGUAGCAGACAAUCUGGCAGACGUUUUCAAUCAUUCAGACGUCAAGGCCGCUGUAGACAAAGCAUCCGAGACGCUAAGUAUUCCACCAAACCACGUGUUUCCGGUGAAGAACUACCACACUGAGGUAGAAACAGAAGUGUCAAUAGACUCACUUGCUCUUAUGGCGCUCCAGAAGAUGAUUUUCAUGGCCUCGGAUUUCCUGGAGGAGCGCAUGUUCAGCAAAGAAGAAUGUCCAACGGAGCCGAACGAAGUGACCGAGUCUGAUACUGCAUAGACUUUGAACAGUCUUGGAGAUGUUUGGUAAAGAGAUUACCAUACCCUAAUCCAAGAGACAUAUUUCAGUACACAAAACUUAGUAUUAUAGGGUAAGGUGAUACCCGAUCAGUGAUUUUUUUUGUAUUGAUUAACUGCCCAUGCCUUUUUGAGUCGGACAAUAAGUCUUUAAUUUGGGGAAAAUAAGAUUUACUAAAUUAAGAUACGUUUUAAAAAUAUUUCAUUUACUCCAUUGAUAAACAUUUUAAGAAUUGUUUACUCGCAUAAACAUAAUACCCUUGUCAUUGGACCAUUUUAGAAUAUUUACACUAAGUAUGUUGAUUUACAGAUCUAGAUGAAAUAUUUCAAAUGACAUGAUUCCAUAUAUUUCGUAAAUUCCAAUAUAAGCAUAAAAGUAAAGGAGCACUAGGUUGUCUGUGACUGUAAACGGAAAUCCCGAAUAGAAGACAGAUGAAAUGUUCAACAAACGGAUUAGGUUUUUUUGCCAUUAAUGGUACAUCGUAUUGAUCAUUUAUCAUGUAUCGAUUAAGCUAUUUUAAUGAGUGUGUGGUCUGUGUGUGGUGUUCAUAUUUGUGUGUGUUGUAUGUUUGUGUCUAUAGUUCAUUGUCAUGUUUUACAGGUUUUAUUUUGAAUGUUUGACUAAUGAGCUUGUCUAUGUAGUUUUUGCUGUAUAAUUGUAUCGUUGAAAUGCCUUUAAUUGUGUUUGCAGUCUUUUUGUCUUUUUCGCCACAUAAAGUGAUAUCGAACACUG